GACAGAUCAGUGACAGAUCGGUGUGUCAUUGAUAACAUAUUGGUGAUAGAUCAGUGACGGAUCUCUGUAUGAUUGGUGACAGAUCGGUGUGUGAUUGAUGACAGAUCGGUGUGUCAUUGAUAAUAUAUUGGUGAUAGAUCAGUGACAGAUCGGUGUGUCAUUGAUAACAUAUUGGUGAUAGAUCAGUGACGGAUCUCUGUAUGAUUGGUGACAGAUCGGUGUGUGUGGUGUAGUCGGUAACAUGUCGGUGGAAUGGCGGCUGCGAUCGUCUCUUCCCAGCCCCUCCCUGUCCGCACUACUCCUGGGGGUCGGUGUCACCUGGGGCUGCUACUACCUGCACUACAUCUGUAAGAGACCACGAUUGGUGGCGGCAGGACAUCUCCGCCAGUUCCUUGAGUCUUACUGCCCCGCGGUGAAGAGCGACUACCGACCGACGUUCUGGUGUGUAGGUGGGAGACUCCAGACCAUCGUCCGAGUAUUACUGCUAUCCCGACCCCGACCUACCUACAGGAACGAGGUGAUCGGCACGGCAGAUGGUGGUCAGAUAUCUCUGGAUUGGGCUGACAAUGAGGGCAGCGCACGUUUCCCAGAAUCCUCCUCUCGUCCUACAGUCCUCCUAUUACCGGGACUGACCGGGAACAGCCAUCAGUCCUACAUCCUGCACCUGGUACAACGGGCCCGCACCGACGGAUACAGGUGCGUGGUGUUCAAUAAUCGUGGUUUUGGAGGAGAGGAGCUCCUGACUCAUCGGACGUUCUGUGCCGCUAACACUGAAGACCUGAGCAGGGUGGUGGAACAUGUCCGGAGUCGCAACCCCGGGGCCCCUCUGCUGGCAGUGGGGGUCUCGCUGGGCGGGAUGGUUCUCCUGAAUUAUUUGGCCUCUACCGGCUCCAGGUCUCAGCUCCAGGCUGCGCUGGUGUUCUCCACCCCCUGGGACGUGUUUGUUUCUACCUCCUCGCUGGAAAGGCCACUAAAUUACCUCCUGUUCAACCGAAACCUGGCCUCCGGCCUGCGGAAUGCCAUACUUAAGUACCGGGACAUCAUCGGAAAGGUUCUGGAUGUGGAACAUAUAUUACAGUCUCGCUCUAUUCGGGAAUUUGAUGAGCGAUACACCUCCGUUGUCUUUGGUUACCAGUCAUGUGAUGACUAUUAUCAUCAGGCCAGUCCCUGCAAAAAGCUGGGGAAAGUGAGGACGCCCGUAUUGUGUGUGAAUGCUGAGGAUGACCCUUUCUCACCCCUGCAAGCCAUUCCAGUGAACGAGGCCUUGGCUAACCCUAAUGUGGCUCUCCUGAUCACCGCUCAUGGUGGACAUAUCGGUUUUCUGGAGGGUCCCUUCCCCAACCACCAGAGAUACAUGAACCGCAUCUUCAGCCAGUUUAUGGGGGCUGUGCUUGGUCACGGAGAAGAGCUGAGGGUGGCUACUGCAGAUGAAGCUGUCUCUUGAUGCUGGCUGGCUGGCCCUGAGCUAAAAGGAGGUAUCUGCUUCGAGACCAGUCAGUCACUCUACCAUCCAGUCCUCCUGCACUGUAAUGAUGUUUUUAUUUCUAUCCUGAUACCUCAAUAAACUAGAUUUACAAUACAACCCUAA
Rana temporaria (common frog) is the source of this 1588-nucleotide messenger RNA. It is a transcript of the gene ABHD1, whose product is annotated as abhydrolase domain containing 1. The transcript is spliced from 9 exons. NCBI's taxonomy places the organism in Eukaryota, Metazoa, Chordata, Amphibia, Anura, Ranidae. The record is from RefSeq and is a predicted model, not a curated record. Gene Ontology annotation, biological process: medium-chain fatty acid biosynthetic process; medium-chain fatty acid catabolic process. Gene Ontology annotation, molecular function: acetylesterase activity; monoacylglycerol lipase activity. Bases 242 to 1444 code for a protein of 400 amino acids.